AAUGCAAUUGAUCUGGGACAUUUAAUCAAUCGAUGAAUCAAGGAAUUUCUCUGUGCAACAACAGCGCAAACACCAAUGCAUAACAACAGAUGUCCAAGCCGCCAUCCAUCCACCACUGUCUAACACGUGUGACACGUUGAAUUUAUUAAACAUGCUAAUUUAAAGUACAUGUUUACUGCUAAACAGAAGGGUGUACAUUUGCUCCGGGCGAACUGAAUCUGUUAUGAGAGCAACUGACCACCAUGCAGACACAACAAGUCCUCAGGCUUUAUGCAUUGAGUAUCUCGCCACGCUUUCAGACCGCUUGUCAUAUCACAGCAGGUUUAGACUUUUUUCUGUUAUAAACCCCUGAUAUUAUCAAGCAUCAGUUUUUUCAGUUGGCUAAUAUCAUACCAUCGCCUGACUUCUUGUUGUGAUGCGAGGUUUCGAUUUGACCGGUUUGAACGCAUCAGUGGUGCUUAUCACAAGCGAGUUGUUGCAGGUUUGACGAGCGGUUUUGUUUUUACAUACAUUCUGACCUCAGGGCCUGCUGGAGUGCCGCUUGAGUCAUGAGCUUUUCGUACAGUGUACGAAUUAUAACACAACUGCCCAUCAAUCACAAGAGGAACAAGACAAAGACUUCCUAAAAGUGACUUGUGCAGACAGUCUAGAAGAUCUGGAAUUAGAUUACGAGAAUUACAAGUACAGUUGCAUCAGCACUAAAAGGUGGAGAAGUCUCCGUUGAGAAACUGCGGAUGUCUUCGUUAGACUAGAUGAUGUAGGGUUUCUCUUCCUCUGUGACAGUCUAGUCUAAGUACAAAAUGUUCUCUGGUAGUGAGAAUAGCUCAGCUUUUUUCUCAACAAGACCUUCUUACAGUUUAACAUUUAUUCAUGAGGCAAAUCCUCGGCGCUCAUUCUAAAUGUGACUUACCUCAGCAUCUGCAGGUGAUGAUCAACAUUCUUCGCUCUGAAGAUCGCAUCAAACUGGCGGUGCGGUUAGAGAGCGCGUGGUCGGACCGUGUGCGGUACAUGGUGGUAGUCUACACAAAUGGCCGUCAAGACACUGAGGAGAACAUCUUGCUGGGCAUGGACUUCAGCAACAAAGACAGUAAGAACUGCUCUAUUGGGAUGGUGCUGCCACUGUGGAGUGAUGCCAAGAUUCAUUUAGAUGGUGAUGGAGGCUUCAGUGUGACUACCGCCGGGCGCAUGCACAUCUUCAAGCCAGUGUCAGUCCAGGCCAUGUGGUCAGCACUGCAGAUUUUACACAAGGCAUGUGAGGUGUCACGAAGGUACAACUAUUUCCCUGGUGGCAUGGCGCUCACAUGGAUGGGGUACUACGAGAGCUGUAUCAGCUCUGAACAGAGCUGCAUCAAUGAGUGGAACGCCAUGCAGGAUCUGGAAACACUGCGACCAGACUCUCCUGCAAUUUUCGUUGACAAGCCAACAGAGAGGGAGAGAACAGAAUGUCUAAUCAAAGCCAAACUCAGGAGUAUCAUGAUGUACCAGGACCUUGAAAAUGUCACGUCCAAAGAGAUUCGUAAUGUGCUGGAGCAACAGAUGAACCGCAACCUGAAAGAGUACAAAGAGUUCAUUGACAAUGAGAUGCUGCUUAUUCUUGGGCAGAUGGACAAAGCCACGCUCAUCUUUGACCACCUCUAUCUGGGUUCUGAAUGGAAUGCUUCAAAUCUCGAGGAGCUUCAGGAAACUGGGGUGGGCUACAUCUUAAAUGUUACGCGGGAAAUAGAUAACUUUUUCCCAGGAACAUUUUGCUACCACAACGUCCGAGUGUAUGACGACGAGACCACAGACUUACUGGCCCACUGGAACGAUACGUACAACUUCAUUGUCAAAGCAAAAAAGAAUCAGACCAAAUGCUUGGUUCACUGUAAGAUGGGCGUAAGCCGCUCGGCCUCUACAGUGAUAGCAUAUGCCAUGAAAGAGUACGGCUGGUCUCUGGAGAAAGCGUAUGACUUUGUCAAACAGAAACGCAGUAUCACCCGUCCCAAUGCCAGCUUCAUGAGACAGCUGGCAGAGUAUGAGGGCAUACUGGAUGCCAGUAAGCAGCGUCAUAACCGCCUGUGGCACCCUGAUUCAGAUUGCGAUCAUCCUGAUUGCCAGCAAGCUGCUGCCCCUUGCUGUGUGAACUCAGAGACUGCGGAUCAUGUCACCCCAGAGUCCACGAACCCCCGGGUCACCAUAUGCUGUGAGCCUACUGCCCACUCCUCUCCAAUUAGCCUAGAUCUGGACCCAAGCCACCCACAAAACUACCACUAUUACUUCCGUCGCUUGUCAGACUCAGCCCUCGACAGCGACCCUUCCACACCAAUCCAUGCACCGCCUCUGGUGAACGUAGAUCGCGUCUACAUCGAGGUUGCAGAUGUGGAGCAAGACGCGCUCCUCGAUGAUGAAACUUUAGAGGGGCGCGAGGGGCUUCCUGUACCACACUUCAGUGCCCCAGGAGAGGGCACAGCCGCUCAGACCUGUUCUCGAGGGGCAGAGCCACUGGAGGAACUACGUCUGCGGCUGGAGUUCAGCACGGUGGAGGAGGAGGAUGAAGAGGAGGCUCAGAAAGAGCAAGCAGAAAUGGAGGCGUUAGCAGAGGGAGCGAAGAGAGGAGAUGGGAAUGAUAGUGAAGAGUUGUCACAUGAUAAGGGGAUUGAUCUCGCAAGCCUGAACCAUCUGUGCAACGAGAACUCCAACAACAACAACCACCUCAAAACACAACAAAUUCUUACUGAAAGUGCCCAUCUGAAGCAGCAUCGUUCUGGUUCAUCGUUUGCUUCCAAGCCCACCCAGAGUGCUCUGUUGGAGGCUAACAGACGAGGCCUUGCCCCUUUACCCCUCAACAGUGUGCCCAGUAUCUCAAUUCAGACGCUACCCUGUGCCAACUUGUCCGUGACAGCCAAGUGUGGCAAACUUGCCUCAGAUCUGUGCCUUGAUGCCAAUGCAAUGUCCUUAGGGCAUAAAGAUAAGCCAGAAAGCAAAUCUCUUGACCAAGAAACUGAUAACCGGACAAUGUUGUUUGAAGCCAAAGGGGAAGGAGAUUCCAGGCAGAAAGAGAAUGAUGCACAGGGUUCCUCAGCUCUACUCAGGAACGAAAGAGAGAUAAAUCAUUUGGAGAAGGCAGAGGCAUCUUGUUCUGUGCAACAGCAAGAGACUCUGGUACAGCUGCAACGCUCCGGCCUCGUUCGCCGGCGGAAAGAACGCUUGGAAAAACUUUCCGGUCUCUUUCAGGAGCGUGCACGUGCAAAUGAGCAACGGGGAGCCAGUUCAAGCAAAACUGAGGAUGCAAUGAACAAUUCCAGUGAUUCAACCGACCCUUUCCACAGGCCCUUUGGAGCACGGGCAGAUUUCGCAACCGAAGCAGCGGUGCCACUGACGAACGAGGCUUUGCUGGCGGUCCUAGGUUCGGGCGGCUUGACGCCGGUCUCGUCCCCGCACGGUUCCACGCUCACUCGCAGCUCCAGCAGCGACAGCCUACGCAGCGUCCGUGGCAAACCUGGCCUUGUGCGCCAACGUACGCAAGAAAUCGAAGCCCGAAUGCGACUUGCAGGACUUACUGUUCCUUCCCGACUGAAACGCUCCAACUCGCUCGCCAAACUGGGCAGCCUAACCUUCUCAUCCGAGGACUUGUGCUCAGCAUGCUCCUCUGAUGCCGGGACCCUUCUCAUGCACUCGUUGUCCCCAGAACCCGAGCGCUCACUCAGCCCAGAAUGGGCCAAACCCUGGCCCUCUUCCUCCUCCUCGACCUCCACAAACAUGGAGGUCUUCAACCAAGGUGAAGCAGGACCUGAAGAGUCCAAGAGCUGACAACGGGAGAUUUUAGCACAACAGUACCUUCGGUUUCAGCUUCACUUGCAGCAAUGUUACUCUGAGAUAUUUUUAGGUUUUUUAAAACAUUUCAGCCACUUGGGGACGUUGGUCAUUUAUGGAAGAGUGAACAUGAGUGGAAGAGUGUCUUUGACAAAAGAAUUGGUUUCUGUUAUGAAUAUAAACAUAAUUUUCAAUAGGUAAAAUUCUGGACAGGCUUUCGUUGCAUGGAACCCAAAUGGAUGUGUAUAGCACUGACUGACAAACAGUUCGUGAGGUAUUUACUGCUCUUCCUCUCUGUUGUUCUGAAGCUAAAUAAGCACUCGCCAUCCCAGAGGCUGUUACUUGAAAGCGUCAAAAUAGACCAUUGUGUAAUGUUUCCAUCAGCCCACCCAUUUAUCGCAUAUAAAUCACUUAUUUGUGGCCCAGUAUGAGUCACAGAUUCCUUCGGACAUGGGUUGCUUCCUGGCUGGACAGUAAAAGGAAAUGGACUCUUUGCAGUGAUUAGGAAAGUUCUUGUAUGCCGAUGGACUCUUUUAUCAUUCGCAGAGCACUGAUGAUUCACUCACAGGUUUCAAACCAAUACCUCAUACCAGUACAGUACUGCUCAUAAACCAGGAAGAUCACGAAACAGGACGACUGGCAGCACUUCCAUGUGUGUGUGUGUGUGUGUGGAGGCUCAUCAGGAAAGAGCACGUUUGUUUUGAUUCUUUCUAAUACGUGAUGUGGAGGGUGAGGAAAGACAAUCAUUUCGAAGGAUAAAGAAAAUCAGAGGCGAUAUCAAGCUGCUGUUCUCCUUCCACUGAAACGUUCAUACAUGAAUGUGACUGUCCAUGUUGCUGUCAAAAUAGCAGUAGGGUUUUUGGGAAGUGUUUGGGUCACUAUUACUGUUACAGUCUCUAAUAGCACAUACAUGUACUUGUAAAGAUUUUAUAUCAAAGGGAGCUCCUCCGUUGUAGAUUCUCUAGCACCUCUCUGCUCCGUGUUUUACCCAGGUAUAGAACGACGACUGUUAUUUUUCAAGACUUGUUACCUUUGUUCCAGAGGCAGUGGCUUGUUUAGGCAGUUUGCUGAUUCCCACCAUGCUGUGGCUCUACUCUUCUAACUCAUUGUCCUGUUUGUAAUUGCUGUCAGUUUUCCACAAUCAAAAUCAGUGGAAGGUAGAUUGUCUUUUGAAUUAAAUCUACGCUCCGAAACCAGAUCAAACAACACUCACAAGUCAAAGAUGUGGCUUGGUUUCAACAACUGUUCAACUGUGAGUGUGUGUAUCUGUAUGGGUGAAUCUCACAAAAGAGAAAAAAUAAGAAAUCAUAUUUCGGAUGUAUGAAACUGAAACAAUAUUUUUUUUUAUAACCAUUAACAUUUUAUAUAAUCUUUUAUUGUUUUUUUAUUUAGUUUGUUUUAUUUCCUGUGAGCAAUUCCCAUUACUCUCAGUGAUGAGUCCCUUUAGAUUCUCAUGAAUGAAGUGCAAUCGUUUUUAAACUGGCAUAAAAUAAAAGCCAUUACAAUGAUUUAUAAAUAUUUUUUAAUCUAAAUAUUAAAUUGCUAAUAUAUCACUUUGCAAUAUAAUAAAAAGAAGUUACAUUAUUUGAAUUGAAAAUGAAUUUUAAAAAAUAGGAAUCAUUUUAUACAUUGAAGCAAAACGUGAUUUUAUAGAUUUUAUUUGAUAUUUGCGUUGAAAUUUGUCCCAGACAUAGUUCUUGACAGUGAGAUACCCGUUUCUGUGUGUUUUAGUCUGAGCACACUUGCCAUAGCAAUUUAUGUGAUCACAAAAGCUUUGAUAAAUGACAUUUGCUCAUGUCCAUGUGUCAACUGGCCUUUAGUUACCAAUCAGCUUGAGUUGAAGUACUUGAGGUUUAUUAUGCAGCAUACUUUCCCAAUGUUUUUUAAAACUGAUUUCGUACAUGCAUCUAUGCUACCACCUCGAGUUUGAGCAACAGAAAUGUGAAGUUUGCGAGUGUGUGUGAGUGAGCGGUGCCUUGCACAGCGGCUACACCGCUACUGUGAACUAUUUAUGAACACAAACUCUUUCAGAGUGUGUGUGUUUGUGUGCUUUAAUGUUAAAAACAUGAGCAGGCUCAUAGUAUACACAGUCUCCACCUCUACACACACAGCAAUACACUGUAUGUAAAUAUGUAUGUGGGUCACAUUUACAGAAUUUCUGGAAGUUCAUGGUACUUGCAUCUGAAAGUCAACUUGAAUCGGUUCCCCUGUCCUGUAGGAGAUGCUUGCCUGAACGAUUUUUGGUUGAUUGAACGAGUCUCCUCAACACUAUUUAAUCUUCCUUCUGUGGGCUGAAUAUAAAAACUGAAAGGAGAAAGAAGCCAGAAAGCUGUUUAGUGUCAUGAACCGUUGCGUGCAUCCUUUUUAAAUGUGCCCCAAGCCCUCCUCCUCUCACCCAAGUCUUUGCCAUUUUGUGUCUGAUGCCAUAUUGAGGUCAAAUCCAAGAUUACAGAUGAAAUGUUAUUGGUCUUGUGUCAUCAACAUCAAGUGCCUUACCCAGAAGCACUAGAGGCAUUGUUCUGUGUUGACUCCCAUUUGAUAAUGUUGCCAGUUAGAGCAGAGGCCAAGGGGUUACAUGGGCACAUUUUAAAGCUGCCAGACAUUUUCCUGUCAUACACUCCUACAUUUUAUUGUUGUAUUAGGGAAUAUAGAAAAGGAUCAUUGAUAUUUGGCAUUAUUUCCUUUUAAUUAAAGAGAAAGACACUGCAAACUCAUCAAAGUUGUCGCCAAGUUUUGGAGGGUUUUCCUUUCCAAAGGAGCGAGGGAGGAUUUGAUGCUAUUCGAGUAUGAAGUGAUAACCAAAGUUUUGCAUUGAGGAUCAAUAUUAAAUGUCACAUUUGUUGAUGCUGAUACUGUAGAUUCAAGCUAUCAGUGGCUUUUUUUUUUUUUUUUUUUCAGAAAGUUACACUGGUCUGUUCCCAAAUCAUCCACUGACUUUCCUCUAGUUGGUUAUUGAGCCUCCUUUUUUCUUUUUUCUUUUUUUGUCAAAUAGCAAUGCUGUUAAAUUGCGAUGCUCACCAAAUAGGGAGCGCUCGCUCCUCAUCCGGUCAUCAUUGUUAUCGCUAUUAAGUAUGCAGUAAUUUUGUCCUUUGUACUGCAGAUUUGCUGUAGUUUCAAUGCAUAUUGCACUUUGUACAUUUUGUUGAUGAUGUACUGUAUGUGUUUAUUAUGGGAAUAAACGUUUUCUUUCAA
Messenger RNA from Cyprinus carpio (common carp), 6984 nucleotides. It is a transcript of the gene ssh1a, whose product is annotated as slingshot protein phosphatase 1a. Gene Ontology annotation, molecular function: actin binding; protein tyrosine/serine/threonine phosphatase activity. Gene Ontology annotation, cellular component: cytoplasm. Gene Ontology annotation, biological process: protein dephosphorylation; negative regulation of actin filament polymerization; actin cytoskeleton organization. The record is from RefSeq and is a predicted model, not a curated record. Lineage: Eukaryota; Metazoa; Chordata; Actinopteri; Cypriniformes; Cyprinidae.